Messenger RNA from Kwoniella shivajii, 1032 nucleotides. RefSeq lists its product as uncharacterized. Gene Ontology annotation, molecular function: hydrolase activity, acting on carbon-nitrogen (but not peptide) bonds. The coding region runs from base 1 to 1032 and encodes 343 amino acids. The transcript is spliced from 7 exons. Gene Ontology annotation, biological process: carbohydrate metabolic process. The record is from RefSeq and is a predicted model, not a curated record. Lineage: Eukaryota; Fungi; Basidiomycota; Tremellomycetes; Tremellales; Cryptococcaceae.
AUGACUGCUGAUUACUACCUACCUCCUCGAGACUACGUGGGCUAUGGAGAGGAGCAACGACCUGGAGUUUGGCCAGGUAACAAGAAGAUAGCUGUAUCAUUUGUGUUGAACUACGAGGAAGGAGCGGAAAGUACCCCUUGGAACGGUGACGACGGAUCUUGCGCAUUCUUACAUGAACUGCAUUAUGAUAGAAAGGCUACAACAGGAGGUAAAAGGGACGGGUUGGUAGAAGACAUGUUCGAAUACGGCAUCCGGCAAGGUCUUCCUCGAUUGAUAAAGCUAUUUCGACAAUACGGCUGGAAGUGGACGACGUGGACUUGCGCUCGCGCGUUUGAGGUGACUGGUCCAUAUCCCAAGAUAAUCGUGCAGGAUGGGCAUGAAAUCGCUUGUCAUGGGAACAGAUGGCAGAAUCAUGGCUCAAAUCUGGAAGAAGUCAAAGCUCAUAUCAACAAGUCUUUUGAUAGACUACAAGCUGCGACUGGUUUGACAGACGUACCGACGGGAUGGUUCGUCGGAUCGGGACAUCAAGCUCAGAAACUGGGCAGGGCAAUAAUCCACAAAGAAAGAAAAGUGCCUUUGCUGUAUUCGUCUGAUGCAUAUUCGGGUGAUGAACCAUGGUGGAUACCCGAUCCUUAUGCAGAAGUUUACGGCGGUGAAGAUCAGGGGAUGCUGAUGAUCCCGUACUCUUUGUGCACCAAUGAUCACCUCUUCUUUGUCGCUGGUGCCGCGGGUGUUUCCGCACCGGACGAUUGGUUCGAGAUGCUCAAAGCUGAAUUUGAUACGCUCUACGCUGAGGGAGAAGCUGGAUCUGCUAAAAUGAUGACCAUCGCGAUGCAUAAUCGAUUCGUGUGCAAGCCCGGCCGUAUCAUGGCACUGAAGCGCUUUAUGGCAUACAUUGCCACUAAGCCGGAUGUUUGGGUGUGCACUAGGAAGGAGAUUGCAGAUUUCUGGAGGGAGAAAUACCCGUACAAAGAGGUUGGUCCCACAUACAAGAUGCACAGCGAGCAUCUGUCUUCUUGGGGUGCAGUUUGA